AUGUAUAACCGCCGCGGUAACUGGCAGCCGCACCGUUACACUUCCAUAGCAGGAACUCUGCCUGAAGCUAUGGUGACUGUAGUGUCUCCUCAGGGUCCUUACUACACUGGAGAUGAAGUCACUCUGAGGUGUGACAUUGCAGAGUACACAGACUGGUAUAACUGGUAUCGAGAUAAUGACUACAUUCACACUCAGGACAGUAAAACCACCACCAUCAACCUCCCUGAUCAAGCUGGCCAGUACCAGUACACAUGUGCAGGACAUAGAGAAUCUAGACCAAGGAGUCCCCCGCGCAGUGCCCCCGUCUCUAUCAGUAUCACAGCUAGGAACCAAAAUAAAUGUUCUGGGUUUUCCAGCUGCGCUUCUUUCUGGCGGACCGACCAUCUAGCAGGUGGCACAAAUUCAACAACAUCAAAGCCCAAUCUCACAUCAAGUACAGGCCACCAGCUGCUCACAGGAGACUCAGUGACUCUGACAUGUGAGUUGGGUGUUUCCUCUGGUUUGGUGUUCUACUGGUACAGAGACACACAGACCUCUGAUCCUGUGAACCAGACUGAUGUAAACUCCUAUAGCAUCAUCUCUGUUAAAGUCUCUGAUGGAGGACAGUACUGGUGCAGAGCUGGGAGAGGAGACCCAGUCUAUCACACACAGUACAGUGAUGCAGUUGAGAUAAAGGGGACAGAUAAGCCCACAGCUACACUGUCUGUAGUGUCUCCUCAUGGUCCAUACUACCCUGGAGAUAGAGUCACUCUGAGGUGUGACAUAGCAGGGGACACAGACUGGAAUCAGUAUUCCUGGUUCAGAAAUAGUAACUACAUUAUCAAUGGCCAAAGUCAAACCAUCACCAGCGACCUCCCUAACCAUGUUGGCCAGUACCAGUACACAUGUGAAGGACAUAGAGAAUCUAGACCAGAGACUUCCCAGCGCAGUACCCCUGUCUCCAUCACUGUCAGAGCCCUGCCUUUGGCUACACUGACUGUGGAGCCACAUAGUCCUGUGUUCACUGGAGAGACAGUCACUCUGAAGUGUGUGAUAGAGUCUCACAGUGGCUGGGUGUAUAAGUGGUAUAAAGACAGGGUUAACAAUGUUGUGUUUGAUGGAGACACAUUUACUGUAAAAGAAGUUACUGAAUCACAUAACGGCAAGUACUGGUGCAAGGGAGAGAGAAAAGAAAGACCCACAUCAUCUCAAAUCACUAGUGAAACAACUGUUAAAGUUCAAGCAUCAAAGCCCAAACUCACAUCAAGUACAGGCCACCAGCUGCUCACAGGAGACUCAGUGACUCUGACAUGUGAGUUGGGUGUUUCCUCUGGUUUGGUGUUCUACUGGUACAGAAACACACAGACCUCUGAUCCUGUGAACCAGACUGAUGGAAACUCCUACAGCAUCAUCUCUGUUAAAGUCUCUGAUGGAGGACAGUACUGGUGCAGAGCUGGAAGAGGAGACCCAGUCUAUCACACACAGUACAGUGAUGCAGUUGAGAUAAAGGGGACAGAAAGACCAAAAGCUGCUGUUACCCUUAAAUCAAACUGGACAGUGUUCUUCAGUGGAGAAAAGGUCUCUCUCAGAUGUGACAUAAAGAGUGGGGAGAGCAGUGACUGGGGGUACAGCUGGUUUAGGAAUGGAGUCUAUAAGCCUGAAAAGGAACAUGAAAUCAACCCAUCCCAAAGUGGUAACUAUACUUGUAAAGGACAAAGGAAACGUGAUAAAAAAGAAUCAGAAGAAAGUGCUGCUGUUGGUAUUACAGUUUAUUCAGAGAAAGCCCAGGCAGUUCUGGGUUCCCUUUCACAGAUGUGGCUGACUGAAGGAGACUCAGUGACUCUGAGCUGUGAGGUUAGAGGCUCCACUACAGGCUGGAGAUUACACUGGUACAAGACUGCCCCCUACAGUCCUGAGUUGGUAUAUGUGUUACAUGAGAACAGGGGAUAUUAUCUACAGUUGGUCUCAGACAGCAUCAGUGGAGCUGGAGGCUCCUACACUCUCAGCCCAGCUGCUCUUAGACACACAGGGGUUUAUGUGUGCAGAGCAGAGAGAGGAGAGCCAGCCUAUCACACAGAGUUCAGCCAACCUCAGCCACUCUGGGUCACAGGUGUGUCUUCUCCAUCUUCUGUGAUCAUCCACUCAAACUGGACCCAGAUCUUUACAUACGAGUCUCUCUCACUGAGCUGUGGGGUUCAGGGUAACUCUACUGGAUGGAGACUGAGGUGGUUCACAGGCAGAGGAGGGGAAUCAAAGUGUCCCACUGACUGGAGAUCAGAAACAGGAUCAUCCUGCACCAUCAGAUCAGCAUCAUCAUCAGACAGUGGAGUUUACUGGUGUCAGUCUGAGUCUGGAGAGCAGAGUAAUCCUGUCAACAUCACAGUGCACACUGGUGAUGUGAUCCUGGAGAGUCCUGCCCAUCCUGUGACUGAGGGAGAUCCUCUGACCCUGUGCUGUAGAUAUCGCUAUAAGCCAUCAAACAUCAGUGCUGACUUCUAUAAAGAUGGGACACUCCUCCAGACCUCUACCACAGGGGAGAUGACCAUCCCUGCAGUCUCAGAGUCACAUGAAGGAGUCUAUAGGUGCAGGAACCCAGAGAAAGGAGAGUCACCAGAGACCUGGAUCACAGUUAAAGAGACCAAUUCUGCAUAUGUGGAUUCUGGUUCCUUCAUCCUGUUAGCUGUCAGAGCGGUGAUGGGAAUCUCCUUGGUCUUGGUGGGAGCCUUUUCAGUCUUCCGGCUGCAUCAUUCAAAAUAUCUCUCAGGUAAAACAACAGAGACCAGCAGCAGCAGCAGCAGCAGCAGAUGAGCACCAAUCAGAGUUCAGACCAGGACCAGAGUCAGUCUGCAGGAAGAGGGGGGUCUGAGUCAGAGUAUAUGCCUCUGCAGAAGAGAAGUACAGAUGUCUAUGAUACUAUCACACCCCUAUAUAUGCCACUGCAGAGAGGCGCCACAGAUGUCUAUGAAACAAUUAAAUCAUCCAAAGACUCUCAGGAAGAUGAUGAGGAAGGAUAUGAUGAUGUGGUUCCCUCCGACACCAGAGCAGAGGAACAUGUGUAACUGAGGAAAAGAAAGGGAGAGUUGUUUUCAGAUUGUGAAAGGCUGAGUUCAACUCCAAUAAGAUACGCUAGGUGGCAGCCAUUUAUCUUCUGUGUCACUGUAAUUAUUUACAUACUGCUCAACAUCAUAAUACCUUCUUUAUUUUAAUGUAUUUUUAAAAGUUCACUUUAUCUUCUGUAGAAAUAUAUAGAUGUAUUUUAGGCAUUAUUGAUUGCUUAUUACUCUUUUAACUUGAUACAUUUCACAAAACUGUUAUUUUACAUGAUUGUCUCACCUGCUGAUU
Clupea harengus (Atlantic herring) is the source of this 3321-nucleotide messenger RNA. RefSeq names its product basement membrane-specific heparan sulfate proteoglycan core protein-like. Gene Ontology annotation, biological process: immune response; cell surface receptor signaling pathway. Gene Ontology annotation, cellular component: external side of plasma membrane. NCBI's taxonomy places the organism in Eukaryota, Metazoa, Chordata, Actinopteri, Clupeiformes, Clupeidae. The transcript is spliced from 17 exons. Gene Ontology annotation, molecular function: transmembrane signaling receptor activity. Bases 1 to 2787 code for a protein of 928 amino acids. The record is from RefSeq and is a predicted model, not a curated record.